This is a messenger RNA of Rana temporaria (common frog), 1550 nucleotides long. Its product is annotated as CAP-Gly domain-containing linker protein 4-like. Gene Ontology annotation, molecular function: microtubule plus-end binding. Gene Ontology annotation, cellular component: cytoplasm; nucleus; microtubule plus-end. The record is from RefSeq and is a predicted model, not a curated record. NCBI's taxonomy places the organism in Eukaryota, Metazoa, Chordata, Amphibia, Anura, Ranidae. The annotation marks the transcript as partial. The transcript has 8 exons. Gene Ontology annotation, biological process: cytoplasmic microtubule organization.
GUCGGCACUCUGAGGUUCUGUGGCUCCACCCAGUUUGCCACCGGGCAAUGGGCUGGCAUUGAAAUUGACGAAUCCGAAGGAAAGAAUGAUGGAAGUGUGGGCGGAGUCCAGUAUUUUCAGUGCCCGCCCAAACACGGUAUUUUUGCUCCGCUCUCUAAGAUCAGACGGGCGAACGAGACGAUGAGGACUUUUAUCAGAAGUUCAUCUGUAAAAACGCCGGCGUCCUGCAAAUCUCCCACGAAGAUCGACCUGAGCCGCGUGACGUCUAAAAUUAACACGGGUUUGGCGAUCUCCAGGAAAGGCGCGCCGCCUCCCUCUCCUCGGGGGGUUGAGGAUUCCUCUAAAUCUACGAAGAAAGGAGCUCAGAGCGCAGCGCCCCCCGCAGGCAGCCCAGAGCAGCCGGAGUUCCAGCCCGGGGACCGCGUCCUUGUGGUCGGCCAGAGAAUCGGCACCGUGCGCUUUUACGGGAAAACCAGCUUUGCUCCAGGACAUUGGUGUGGGAUUGAAUUGGAUAAACCGCACGGGAAGAACGAUGGGUCAAUCUCGGGGGUUCAGUAUUUUACUUGUCCCCCCAAACAUGGAGUGUUUGCCCCGCCAUCGCGCGUACAAAGGCUCUCGGGAUCGGUGGAGUCUCUAUCCGAGAUCCCAGCCAGCAACCUGAAUCAUUCCUUCCCAGGAUUUAAAAGAAGUCUGAGCUCCACCUCCAACUCCGCCUCCCAGAAAGAUGUCAGCCGGAGACACUCGUUUGGCAGACCCCGGAAGCCGGCCCUCCGCCGUAGUUGGAGCAGCACCAGCUCCACCAGCACGAGUGACGGAGGGGUGAAGCUGCACAAAGGCUCCCAGGUUCUCCUGAGCAGCUCUAAUGAAAUGGCCGUCAUCCGCUACAUCGGCCCCACGGACUUCGCCCCCGGCGUCUGGCUGGGCCUGGAACUGCGCUCCGCCAAAGGCAAAAACGACGGGUCGAUCGGAGAGCAGCGCUACUUCCACUGCAAACCCAACCAUGGCGUCCUCGUCCGACCCGGGAGAGUCACUUAUAGAGGGAUCAACGGAUCCAAGCUGGUGGAUGAUGUCUGCUGACCCAAGUCCUGGUGGAUCGCCAAUCCGGAGAUUACCGACUCACGCCAGCGCUGAUCGUUUUUGUUACUUGUCAAGUCGUUUCUUCUUCUUCCUCCGGUUUUUCUUUCACGUUUCUCAGAUGUGUUUCUAUCGCCGAGAUUGUAUCGUUUUUAAUUAUUUUGUUGUUUUAAUGCCAAACUUUCUAUCCGGGCUUUCCAAUGCCGGUGUUCCGUCAGAUUUGGCGACCCGUCAUAAUUGGUAUCGGAAGUGACGUUCCGUCGCCGCCAUCCCGCUACACCCCCCGCACUCCUUCACCAAGAAGGGGGCAAGCGGACAUCUUGUUACACCCACCGGGGGUUUGCAUUUCACGGUUAUUUUUAACACAAAAGGUGAAAUACAAAUACAGGAAAACCUCGGACUGCGAGGAUAAUCCGUUCCAGAAACAUGCUUGUAAUCCAAAGCGCUUGUAUAUCAAAGCAAUGUUUUUACAGGGU